AGAUUGCUGGAUUCUGCCUGUGUUAACAAUGGUCCAACAUUUGGUUUUGAGAUACGUGCGAGGUUCCAUAGACCAACCAUUACUGGAAACGAAAAAAGCUUGCUAUGGUUUGGACUUUCUUACUGAGGACAUCCGCGAUCCUGUUACAGACAUGUCUGUUGUUACAGACAUGUCUGCCAGUGGUCAAAUCAACGGACACAGUGUCUGUAGAUGACAUUGUGGCUCAGGCUAUAGAUAAUGGCUACCGAUACGUCAGGUUCGAGAGGACAUGCCUCAAUAUAGACGAUCAGGUACUUCCAAGAGAUGAAAAACAACUUUUCACUUUCAUCAGAAAACAGACCUUUUCUGAAGGAUUGACAUCGGAUGCUGGAAGACUAUACAUAGCAAUAAACAAAGAACUUGUAAAAUUGUCUGGUAAAAACAUUACCCAGUUAGUCAGAUCAAAGGCCUAUCGGGACUCCUUUGCUCGACAGUUCUGUCGACGAUCAUCCCUGAGGUGUUCCGAGUUUGUCCGGUCGCCGUACCGCUCUGCCGACGGUCGCUGUAACAACCUCCUGUAUCCCACCCUUGGAUCACGUGGUGCCACUCAAUCCCGAUAUCUUCCACCCAAGUACGAGGACGGUAAUUACACAAGAAUUACACAACCACGGAACCUAUCGGGAACUGGGAAGCCAUUGCUGAGUCCACGCCUGAUCAGUAACGAAAUGUUCCAGGGACCGCAUCCAGGGAAGCCCACCCCCAAGGACAGAAAACUGUCUCUGAUGACCUUCACCUGGGGUCAGUUCAUGAUCCAUGACGUCGUUCUGACUCCCGUGUCAACCAAUGAGGAUGGAGAGGAACUUAAAUGCUGUGACGAAGAUGCUGACCAUCUGGACUGCCUGCCGAUCGACAUUCCCCCGGACGACCCCAAUUUCAGAGGACGACAGAACUGUAUGUCCUUCUCUCGCUCUAUUCCUGCAGAGUCCUACGACGGAUGUGCUCCCGGACAUAGGGAGCAGGUGAAUCGUCUGACGUCAUUCAUAGACGCUGGAAACGUGUACGGCGAUAGUCUGCUAUCUCAUGCUCUUCUGAAUGCACCACAUGGAUAUUUGAACACGACGAAGUAUAAUUUACUGCCACCAGGGGGCGUUUGCAAAACUUUAAGCAACGACAGAGACCACUGCCCAAUAGCAGGGGACGAGCGCGUGAGUGAGAAUCCGGCCCUGGGAGGGAUGCACGUGCUCUGGGUCAGGCUCCACAACCAGAUCGUCCGGCAGUUGGCCAAAAAUAAGUCUUGGUCUUCGUACAAAAUAUUCCAAGAGACUCGUAAAAUCCUAGGCGCCAUGAUGCAGUUAAUCACCUAUAAACAUUACUUACCUAAGAUAUUGUCAUCACGGACCAUUGCAAGGCGCAAUCUUAGUCUGAAGGAGCAUGGUUACGAGACCAGAUACGACCAGGAGAUCGAUCCUUCGGUGAAGAACGUGGUCGCAGCGGCGGCCUACCGAUUCGGUCAUUCAAUGAUUCCCCCGGAACUGGGCUACCUGUUUCACGACAUGACGAGGCGGACCUUUAAGCUGGAGGACACCCUCCUUGACCCACAUCUAGUGGUCACUCAGAGGGGGGUCUACCUCCCCGACCUCAUCCGAUUUGUGCUGAGGAACAGUUCUAGACUCGUGGACAGAGAAAUCGAGUCGGCAGUUCGGAACAAUCUUUUCGUCGACAAUCAGGGCCUGAGCUUUGACCUGGGGGCCUUCAACAUACAGAGAGGGCGGGAUCACGGACUACCUCCUUACGCGGACUGGAGGAAGCACUGCGGCCUCAGUGUACCAACCACUUUUGAGCAUCUGGAGGAUCAUGAUAUUCACACGCGAGAAAAACUAUCAAAUGUUUACGAAUUGGUGACGGACAUUGACGUUUUUGUCGGGGGACUGUCGGAACUUCCAGAGGAGGGGAGCGUGCUUGGUCCGGUCUUUAACUGUCUGAUCGGAAAACAGUUCCGGGACCUGAAGUUUGGAGAUAGAUACUGGUUUGAGAACCCUGGAAAUGGGGGAUUCACCCCAGAUCAGCUGAAGGUCAUUCGUAGUGUGACCUUGGCCUCCGUCAUCUGUAGUGUACUAGAGAUAGGUGAAAUACAGAGGGACGUGUUUGAAAUCCCACACAAAGGAAACCCACUUGUUUCCUGCAAGAAGAUUCCAAAACUAAACUUUGAAGCAUGGGAAAAAUAGAAUUAAAAAGAACAAGCGUCCAUACCACAUGUUUAAACAGUUUGCUUGAUAAUCAAUGAAUUAUCAACUUUGAUCAUUUUAAAAGAAGCACAAGGCGAAAUAACUUGCAUGUUAAUGCAGUGUGCAUCGGCGUUAUCUUCU
Magallana angulata is the source of this 2345-nucleotide messenger RNA. Its product is annotated as peroxidasin-like. The transcript has 16 exons. Gene Ontology annotation, biological process: response to oxidative stress. Lineage: Eukaryota; Metazoa; Mollusca; Bivalvia; Ostreida; Ostreidae. The record is from RefSeq and is a predicted model, not a curated record. Gene Ontology annotation, molecular function: heme binding; peroxidase activity. The coding region runs from base 105 to 2204 and encodes 699 amino acids.